Messenger RNA from Oryza sativa Japonica Group (Japanese rice), 1398 nucleotides. Its product is annotated as disease resistance protein RGA5-like. The record is from RefSeq and is a predicted model, not a curated record. NCBI's taxonomy places the organism in Eukaryota, Viridiplantae, Streptophyta, Magnoliopsida, Poales, Poaceae. Gene Ontology annotation, biological process: defense response to other organism.
AUGCCAAUAGAGGCAGAGAAUGAAGACUACAUACUAGGCUGUCGUGUUCAUGACAUGGUGCUCGGUCUGAUCCGGUCAUUGUCAAGCAGUGAAAACUUUGUCACCGUAUUGGGUAUAGAACAAUACAACACAUCUCACCAGGGCUAUGGUCGAAGGAUAGCCAUCCUAAGCAGCAAGAAUGGAUUACCCCCAGUGGUGAACCUGGGAACGGCACAGUCACAAGUGACAAUCCGGUCAUUUAGUGCCAAUGGUUUGUCAUACAUAGAUGUUCUGCCAACACCGGCGAAAUUUGAAGCUGUGCGUGUACUGGCACUGCAAAAUUGUGAAUCAUUGCAGGACCUUCACGGCCUGGAGCAUAUUGGCAGUUUACUUCACCUACGAUACCUUGCACUGACGUACACACCUCUUUCUGAGCUCCCAAAUGGAAUAGCGGGACGUCUGAGGUUCCUAGAGACGCUGGAUCUGUGGGGGACUGGCAUAGAGCAAGUGCCGUCGAGCGUGGGCAAGUUGACACAGUUGCUGUGCCUACAAGCCGAUAUUAAAACAAGGGUGCCGGAUUGGAUCGGGAACCUGACGUCCCUGCAAGAGUUGUGGAUGUGGCCUGAUGCUGCAGCUGCAGGGCAGUUUGUGAAGGAGCUGGGCAAGCUCGAGGAUCUGAGGGUGCUCUGUACUCAGUUCGAGGGUGCCCCCGCAACGGACAUUAUCGAGUCUCUAGGAAGUCUGCCCAAGAUACAGAAAAUGCACGCCUUUGACCGUUGGGCAGCGGUGGGGCAGUGUGUGCCGUGGGAGCAAGGAUUCGUCACUCCUCAAUGCCUCCAGUUCCUGUGCCUGAGGUGUUUGACCUUCACCAGCCUGCCGCCGUGGAUUAAUCCGUCACUUCUGCCAAACCUCAGCAACCUGUCCCUGUCGUUGCAGGUUUUGCGACAGGCGGACAUGGAAAUCCUUGGCAGGCUGCGAAUGCUCCGCAGACUCGAUCUAUUUGCGAUGGGGAAUGCAAUUAUAAGAAUUGGGAUUCAUGACACCCUGUUGUUCCGCAAGUUGAGAUUCUGCACGAUGGCCACGACCUCCAUCCGGUUUGUACCACCUCCUGCUGCUAGUGCUGCCGUCACAACACCUGUCUCAGUCAUGCCAUACCUGGAAUUACUUCACUUCAGCUUGGACGUGCACUUCUUCAAGGACAGGAAAAUUGCUUUUGACAUUGGCUUGGAGCACCUCCCGAGUUCUCUUCGCACAGUAAAGGUUUUUGUGCUCUGCCACUUAGCCAAAGAAGAAGACGUCAAGGAGGCGGAGGCGGCAUUGUUGCACUCCGUCAGCAUCCAUCCCAGCCGUCCCGCCCUUCAACUCGAAAGAUUGGCCGAAGAUAAAAUGCUCCCUUCUCACCUCAAAGAUGAUCAGUGA